CCUCAAUGAGAACCCGUCCCCGGGAGUCCAGGCGUUCUGCAUUGCUGCUAUAUCACUAUUGUCUUGCAUCGUUCCUCGAUAAUCCCAUCUGCCCGCGCCACCGAGCACCAUGUCUUUGAAGGCCGCCCUCGAAGCUGACCAGGAGAUCCCUGAGUCAUGGUCGACGUACAUGAGCGUCGUGUACGGUGGACGCGUACCUCCUCUUGUGGGCUCGUACGACCCGGAUAAGCUGGAGGAAGCUGCCAGGGAGAAGCUCAAGGCGGAGCCGUACUCGAAGGCUGCAUUCCUGUACGUCUUCGGCAGCGCAGGUGCUGGAUCGACAGAUCGCGCAAACCGCAAGGCUUUCGAGCGAUGGGCGCUUAUUCCUAAGAUGCUUGUAGACUCGUCCGAUCGGUCGCUCGAGACCACCCUCUUCGGCGUGAAGUACAAGUCCCCGCUCCUCCUUGCCCCCAUCGGCGUCCAUGGUAUGAUCCAUCCCGAAGGCGAAGUCUGCGCCGCCGCCGCCUGCAGCCGCAUGCAAGUCCCCUUCAUUAUGUCCACCGCCGCCACGCGCUCGCUCGAGGACUGCGCCGCCGCCAACGGAGCCGGCCCGCGCUGGUACCAGCUCUACUGGCCACGCUCCGAGGCGAUCACGCUAUCCCUCCUCGCGCGCGCGAAGACGUCCGGCUACAGCGCGUGCAUCGUCACGCUCGACACGAUGUGCAUGGGCUGGCGGCCGUACGACCUCGACACGGCGUUCCUGCCGUUCAUGCACGGCGUGGGCAUCCAGGUCGGCACGAGCGACCCGGCGUUUAUGGCGUCGCAGCAGCUGGAGGCAAGGCCGGACGAGCGCGCGCCGUUCCCGUUCGACCCGGCGGAGCUGGAUGCGAAGCGCGCGGCGGGGGACGAGCACGAAAUACAGAUGAAGCAGCUAGGGCGGAAUUGGGCGCGGCAGAUCCACUCGGGGCUGUUCCGGACGUGGGAGGAGCUGGCGUUCGUGCGGAAGCAUUGGGAGGGACCGCUGAUGCUGAAGGGGAUCAUGACGCUGGACGACGCGCUGAAAGCGAUGGAGGUGGGCUGCGAUGGGAUCAUUGUGUCCAACCAUGGAGGACGGCAAAUUGAUGGAUGUCUGCCUGCGCUCAUGGCGCUGGAGAAGAUCACUGGUGACUCGCGCAUCAAGGAGGCGCAACUGGCGGGCAAGUUUACCGUGCUCUUCGACUCGGGCAUCCGCCGUGGCAGCGACAUCGUCAAGGCGGUCGCCAUCGGGGCGCAGGCUGUGUUGCGUGAGUACCGCCCGCCUUCGCUAUCCAGCACUGUAAUGACCAGUAUUCUAGUCGGCCGUCCGUACAUGUACGGCCUCGCGCUCGCCGGCAGCGAGGGCGUGGAACAGGUCGUGCGCGGACUGCUAUGCGAGACGGAGAUCACGCUCGGCCUUUGCGGCUACACGUCCAUCGACCAGAUCUGGCACAAGCGCGAGGAGUUUAUGCAGAAGAUCGAGUAUCCUGGUAUGUUUUCGGCGUAGGUAGGCAGAGACGGUUUGAGAUGCAUACGUUAUUGUAUAAUACAACAUGGUUACAGUACAAUGCGGGACUCGAAGAGAA
This is a messenger RNA of Schizophyllum commune H4-8, 1580 nucleotides long. RefSeq names its product FMN-dependent alpha-hydroxy acid dehydrogenase. Gene Ontology annotation, molecular function: oxidoreductase activity; FMN binding. The coding region runs from base 110 to 1501 and encodes 463 amino acids. The record is from RefSeq and is a predicted model, not a curated record. The transcript has 4 exons. Lineage: Eukaryota; Fungi; Basidiomycota; Agaricomycetes; Agaricales; Schizophyllaceae.